This is a messenger RNA of Eruca vesicaria subsp. sativa (arugula), 351 nucleotides long. The record is from the annotation of a GenBank genome assembly. Lineage: Eukaryota; Viridiplantae; Streptophyta; Magnoliopsida; Brassicales; Brassicaceae.
AUGCUUCAGCUCAUGAGUAUUAAGGCGGCCGAGAAGAAACGAUGCUUGUAUGACAAUGAAACACUAGAGACCUUGAUACUCAAGGCAUGUGUUAUUCUAAAGGGACCUUAUAAAGUUUGUCUGAAGUCCCUUAAAACUCUGCAUCUUCACGCUGUGAACAUCACAGACAGAGCAUGGGUUCUUAAAUUUUUAUCUGGUUCCCCUAAUCUUGAAGAUUUGUUGAUUCUUACCGCUAGCAACUUCCACCAGCUGGUCCAUUUGGAUCUAUUUACACGUAGAGGAUUAAGGUGGGUUCUACUUACUUUCAUGAUUGAUAGUUCUCCUAAAUUACAAGUCCUCAAGCUAAUUUAU